Phytophthora nicotianae INRA-310 is the source of this 677-nucleotide messenger RNA. RefSeq lists its product as hypothetical. The transcript has a single exon. Lineage: Eukaryota; Oomycota; Peronosporomycetes; Peronosporales; Peronosporaceae. The record is from RefSeq and is a predicted model, not a curated record. The coding region runs from base 274 to 606 and encodes 110 amino acids.
AUUUUGCCGCUUGUGGAGCUUGUGAGAACGGGCUCUGAUACCCAGAAGGAGGACGCGGCGUACACACUGGGGAACCUCGCAGCAAACAACGUUGAUAGACGCGUUGAGAUUGGACGCAAGGGAGCUGUUCCACCGUUGGUACAGCUCCUCAGAACUGGGAAUGAUGAUCAGAAGCAGUGGGCAGUGUUUGCACUGCGAUGCCUGGCCUAUGACAACGACACAAACCGUGAGGCUAUAGUAGAAGAAGGUGCGAUUGAGGCACUGGCUGAGCUGAUGGAGAAAGGGACAGAGGAGCAAAAGGAACAAGCGACUCAUGCACACAAGCAUCUCGUCUUGAAGAAAGAAGUGGCUGCCAACUCCGACAGAUUCACGAGUCCAUUGGUUGGGUAUUUACGCGCGCGGAUCAAUUCUGAGAACGCGAAUGUGGCUGCGGCUAUCAACACGCUGGAAAUUAUGCGUGAAGGAUUCGUCCCGCUUUUCCAUCGUCUAGUGAAGGUGACUGACGCUCCGAUUCAGCCUGUGUCGAUACACCAGAAAGAGCAUGAGUUUGAUCCUGCUAAUGCGAAAGCAGAUAUUAAGGCUCGCAUCAUGGCUGAAGCUUGGUAAUCUUCCAGUUACACGACUUGUCUACAUAAAGUAUCAUUUAUAUGUAAAUAUCUUCAACUCAUUUACACACU